Molecule: messenger RNA, 6725 nt
Organism: Spirodela intermedia
Lineage: Eukaryota; Viridiplantae; Streptophyta; Magnoliopsida; Alismatales; Araceae
Source: the annotation of a GenBank genome assembly
AUGAGGGCCGCCACCCACCACCCGCUCAUCGCUAGUCCCGCAGACAUCCGCUCUGGGCGGUCCUGGCCGUCUAGCGGGCGAACCGCAUUACCCAGCAACGUCCGGAAGGUCUCGCUGGUCACUAGAGCGACUGUCGCUGUGGAGCAGGAGAAGAAGGUCAAGGUGUCCCUCUUGAAAAUUGGGACCAGAGGGAGGUAUGACUUCGAACGGGUCCCUCUCUUCUCUUUCAUUUCUUAUUCUAUCCGAAGCAGCUAAUGUACUAAUACUCGGUUAUUUCCAUCUUUGGUUGGAAUUUUGGGUUACAUGCAUGGUAAGAUGGUUCCGGGUGCGUUUUAGCUUGACGUGGUCAUCAAUUUCUAUUGAAAUUGCUUGGUCUCCUUGUUUAGAUUUCGGUUUUGAGGCUUUCCGGUCUAUUUCAUGACAGGAAUUGGAUCUCCUUGGGUGGUAUUUCCAUUUAUCUUCCUAUAGGAGACCUGGGGGUUUAAUGGAGUGGAUAGAAGACGAAAAAUAGCCUCAACUGAAGUGAAGGUUUCAGAUUACACGUGACAUAUAUCAAUAAAGAUUUUAAGGGAUAAAACUAGCCUCAAAUUUUAGAUAAGAUGGUUUAUUUCAUCAUGUUUUUUCUUUAGUACUGUUCUUCCUGAUUUUUUACCGUGAGCCAAUUCCAAAGGAUUUGAAAAGAUAGCUCGUUAUUAUUUUCUCUAAUUUUCUAUUGGAUCAAUCACAGCAUUGCUUUUGGCUGAGGUUGAUGAUAUUUAUCUCUUAGAUAUCAGUUUUUUUUCCCCUUAUUUUCUAGAUCACUUUGUUUUGAACUCUGCGUUUGCACCAAAAUAGGACCAACAGCUCGUAGGGUUUUUGGUGAAUAGAUAAAUCUCAAGUUUUAGAGUUAAAGUUUUAACCUGAGGUAAAAAGGUUAUGAAUUUGUCUGAUGGACUACUAGACUGUUUCAUUCCUAGGAAGCAUAUUUUAUCAGAAAUUAUUAUGGAUGGAGUGAUAAUUAUUGAAUAUAUCAAACACUAUUGGUGAUAAGUAUUUCAUUUGUAUUCUGAAAGGGGGCUGAUUGGAUUUGAAAAUGAUAUCAUGCGUUUCAAAUAAAUAUUUUGAUGACGAGGAUUAACAUAAAAGCGGCCAUUUGUUGGUUAAUUGGUAUUCAAUUUUAAAUUCAUCAAUUUCUGUUAUCAAAAGUUUUCUGAUUACUUAUUCUUCAUUUCUCUAACAAAUUUUGUAUCACAGUAUGUUCUUUGCUUUUGUUGUGCUUUUAUGCACAUGCUCGUCCUAAAGCCUGUCUGCUGGUUAAAACCUUCUAAUGUGUUUUUGCUUGAUGAAUGUUUACUUCUUCUUAUCAUCGUAUCAAUAUUCUCGAAGUCAAAUCUAUAUGAUUUCUCUUUUUCCUAUGAAAGGACAUCCACAAUAACAAAUUUUCUGAUCAAGCCAAUGACAAGGAAAAUCACUUGGGCAACUAAGCGACUAAUUAUGGCAUAUUGAAUUCAACGCGUGCUCACCUUUGAUUCACUAAAUUUCAUCGUAUCCUUCUGCAUUGUGAUCCACAUCUUUCUGCACAGUCUUUUUCCAUAUAUUGUGAUCCGCAUUUCAGGAUGACAUCAGCAGUCCCUAGUCUCUAUUUUGUAUGCCAAAUUUCUCAUUCUUUUUUCCUCCGUUCUAAAACACAAUGGCUAAUUAUGGCAUAAUGGUUUACUAGAAGUUUAUCAUCGUAUGAUUCUGGAUGUCUGAUUCACUGGUUUUAAAUGAUCUGAAACAGUAUUGAAAUUAGAUAGGACAGAAAUAUGAAGGGCAUACUGAUGACCUCUUUAGAUUUGUCUCAUCACCAUUAAAAAUACUUUGUGGGCCUGUCUGAGAAUUUGGACACCAGCUCAGGCCCAUGCUUUAUAUCACUAUCUUUGAUCAAUUUAUUUUAGUUUUACCAAAUCCGGAAGAAAUCCAGAUUGUGUGGGAUGCUUUUGUUAUCUUGCUUCAUGGGUUCUACUUUGGAAACCCCGGCAUCCAUAUCUAGCAAUCCGCAGUGUAGUUACAACUUAAGUCUUUGUCAUGUGAAAUCAGAGUGGUUGGCUCAACAGCUCCAUAUCCGUAUCUUGUGGGAUCAAGGAGGCCACUGGCACAUGCCUGCUGCAUAUGACUAGAUGUUCCCUUACCACAAUGCUUGGCUCAUCUUAGUGAGGGCUGGAGUUUGGUGAAGUGAGUAGGAAAGUUUCUGAUCUAGCUUCUCAUUAAUCCUCAAUGCUGCGUGUUUCCAUUACAUUGCUUAAUGUUGGCAAUUCAGGCAGUGCUUCAUGUUGAGGCUACAGUCUCGAUUGGAAAUCUUUGUCCCAUGGACUUUCGGUUUUUCAUGUUGCCUUCUUGUUAUCAGACGGACAUUGGUUAAUGUAUCACAUGCACAAGAAAGAAAAUAUUCACUUAGUUGUGUGAAGAUUAAUCGAUGCUCAAGAAUGUGAGUGGGGAGUUGUGGAUAGGUGAAGGGGGAGGACUGCUGAAUCUUGACAUCUGCUUUGGAAAGUGAUCUGGUUAGGGUUGGGCGCUGUAUUUGGUGUUUGAGAAAAAUCAAUGAGCAUAGUGUAUGUGAGGGGCAAUUUGGAUAACUUGUGCAGUCAAGUGACUUCAGUGGUAUUGAACAGCAGAUAGGAUAGAUGGUAGAAUUUGGAAGAUAUUCUUUCCUGUGUUGCGACAGAGAUGAGGCUGUAGUGUACAAAAUAACAACCACCAGUUUAGGUGGUUUCUUCCUGGAUUAAAAGUGGAAAGUGGUGAAGUGGAUUUGACAAACGUGUAUAAUGGCGGAGCUAAUAAUUGUCAUGUACAGCCGGCGUGUAUAGCAUAGAGUGGCAAAUGCUGUGUAUGGAAAGUUGCUAUAAGGUUAGUGGGGCAGGGGAAGGCCAUUGUGACUACUUUAGGAAAAUGGUAUAGACAACAUUGUAUGGUAGAUGUAGGUCAUGGAGAUUGUACCUAGUGAUUUCCUAUUGGGGUUACUGUAGCGUCCAAUGGAGUAAUUUUUCUGGAGAUUUCUUAUCAUUAUCUUGCCAGGUAGACGUCAUUGAUGUAGCAUUUAGUGUUUUCCAUUUCGUAUUGAGAGUCAGAUGGAGUGAAUUUUUUUGGAAUCAUCCUAUAUUACUAAUUUUCUGAAGUCUUGGUCUCAGAGUCUCCUGGCUAGCAUUUUAUAUCCUGCAUUUCGCUGUAUCUUUUUGGUUCUCUGCCAUAGGAUCAUUUCUACCUCUUCGUAUUUGCUUUUUCUUCAUGCUUGUGUCGGACAAGUUUGCCCGUUUUUUUUAAUCACAUUAUUUCAUGCGGAUACUUUGUCAAUGCCAUUGUUAUGCAUUCAGAUUCUCUGUUAUCUCAUGGCACUGUUUGGCUUCAAUAUUUUAGUUUACGGGUUCUUAUUAUUUAUUUUUGUUAAUAACUUAUGUGAAUAUUUCGUUUAUGAUAUCUAAAAUGCAUCAUUUAAUUGUCAGUUUUAUGCUAUUCUAUGAUUGAAUUUCAGUGUUUCAACAUCUUGUAUUCAGUACUUUGAAUCUCAUUGUGAAAUAACAGAGAAUGUGGCAAGAAAAUUUUAUAGUGGUGAUGCAUUGUUGUGUUCAAAUUAUGAGAAACUUAGAGAUAACUUUUAUUCACAAGUUCUGUUUUUCUUCUCAUAAGUAUGCAUUGUAAUAAUCCAGUGCCGAGGACUUUUUUCCUCCGUUGGGUGACACUCCUGUUUCUUAUGUAGGACAGUCCUUUAGCACUUGCUCAGGCCCAUGAGACACGUGACAAACUCAUGGCAUCACAUCCAGAGUUAGCGGAAGAUGGAGCCAUUGAAAUUAUUAUUAUUAAGACGACAGGAGAUAAGAUACUAAAUCAACCACUCGCAGAUAUUGGAGGCAAGGGUCUAUUCACUAAAGAGAUAGAUGAGGCUCUGUUGGACGGGACGAUUGAUAUUGCUGUUCAUUCAAUGAAGGACGUUCCCACUUAUUUUCCGGACAAAAUUACUCUACCAUGCAAUCUUCCUCGAGAGGAUGUCAGAGAUGCUUUUAUUUGCUUGACUAAAAGCUCUUUAGCUGAGCUUCCUGCUGGAAGUGUUGUUGGUAGUGCUUCUCUCAGAAGACAGUCUCAGAUACUUCACAGAUAUCCCUCUCUCAAGGUAAGGGUUGAAAGCGUGAGAUAUCUGAUAUUUGGAUGGAAUAUUUAGUAUCUUCACAUUUUGAAUGCAGAACCAUAGUGUUGAACUUUUCCUGGGAUACCCAUCACCCUAGACACAUUUUGAAUGCAGAGAUGAUGUUUUAAAUAUAGAAUUUGAGCAUGGUUUUCUAACAUUCUUCAGUCAACUUGUCUUGUCAGAUGCAAGUUGCGUCAAGAUUUUGUUUCUUUCAUUGAAUUCAAGAUAAAAGUUCAUGCAUACGGUUGCUUGCCAUGCGCCUGGUGACCAAUGGUUUACAUAAGCAAUUCAGGGUUGAUCUCUUGGUUGGGUAUCUGAGGGAAUGACCUAUCGAGUAGGAUGUAAUGUAAACCAGAUCCGGUUGGUUGCAUAAAAGAUAGUGGAUUCUGAGUCGAUGAUUAUUUUUCAUGGCCUUAAAUGGUGCAAAGAUUUAGUCCGAGGAUCUUUUAUUUGAGAGUAGAAUCAAGAGGCAACAAAUGUAUGCAAACUGGGAAAGAUGAUAAUAUCUUUAAAACUUAAGUUUGUGUGUGAAGUGAGGACUAAUGUGGAAGCCGAGUCAUGUAAAGAUCUUUCUUAUUCUACUCAGUCGUUGAAACUAUUAAAACACAUUUUGAUGAGAAUAGCUCCAGAGUAAUAAUAGACUGUUUUCAAUGGUUUUGUACGAACCAAGAUUUGUAAAACUUGUAAUAUAAUUGAUUCUUUGUUUUAAUAGGAUAACCUAAUUUCUGGGUUUGUGGGCAUGAAGUUUCACCAGGUGGCAUCCUGGAUAAGUCCUGUACUUUGUUUCUGGUUUAUUAGGAAUAGAUCUUUACACCCAGUUCGUGAAAUAGCCAUUAAAAUGCUGCCACUGAAAGGUUGGAGAUGAAACUCAACUUCAUUGUCAGAAAACCAUGUUGAAUCCAUGGAUCAACAGAAAAUCGUAUAACUACAUCUGCACAACAAACAGUAGCUUAUCGGGUACUGCACUUUUAACUUCAUUCAGAGUUUUGAGGAGGGAUAAAAAUAGAUCGGCUGGCAUAUAUAGACGGAACACUGCUUUAAUUAGUAGAAAGAUUGUGGAUUUCCUUGUAUUAUAAUUUAUUUCAUUCUGUUUAGCAGAGAAGCGCCCUCUUUUGAAAUGAGACUGGAACCCAUGCUGAAACCCAAAUUCAGAACAGUUUCAUAUGCUUGCAAUUUCCCCUCUGAAUUUAUUGCUUUUUUUUUUUUUGAAAACUGAAAUACCUCAUCUAAUUAUGAAUUUAUUUCUGCUAUGCAGGUGGUAAACUUUAGGGGCAAUGUUCAGACACGGUUGAGAAAACUUAGUGAAGGGGAGGUCCAUGCAACUCUGUUGGCCUUGGCCGGACUGAAGCGGCUUAAUAUGACUGAGAAUGUCACCUCUAUUCUGUCUACAGAGGAAAUGCUCCCAGCGAUUGCACAAGGUGCAAUUGGUAUUGCUUGCAGAGGCGAUGAUGAUAGCAUGGUAUGACAAUAUUAUACCUUGCUUAAACAAUUUCUCUUUCGUUUAUUAUGGUGGUUUGUUUGAUAAUUGUCUCGCUUUCUGGCCAUUUUCUGCCAUGUGGAUGAUCUGGUAUCUAGGAAUUUAAUAUAGUUUCUCUCCCAACGCUCAAAUUCUGGAGGAACAAUUGGAUUACCGAUGACCAAUAUGGUCUCCAGUAUGGGGAAAAAUAUAGGAGAAAUUACAUGAACAAGGCCAAAUGGUCCAGGGAUGGUUGAUUAGUACUCCAAAGAAUUUGAGGAGUGUUCUGUCAUCAUCUUACCAGAAGAACUUGGACAUAUACUUUUGCCCAGAUGAUGAUUUUUUUAGUCCAAUGUAUGGAAUCAUUUGUGUUAGGAAACGAAUUGGAUUAUCCAACUAUGGGCUGAUUCACGAUGAAUCUAUCUUAAGUUUGACUAUUUUUGUAGGAUGUUACGUGCAUGUCUUGGGGGAUCGGAAUUCCCAUCUAAGAUUUAAUUGAGGAAUACAGAAUUCCUCUCUGUAUCCACUGAUUCAUCAUUUCGUGGGUUCAAUGACUUUCAUUUGAUGAGUUAGAAAUAUUUUCUGACCAGAGUGCUGGCGAUCCUUCUCCCAUUAUUCCUCCUCUACAUGUUGUACCGCCCUGAAAAUUCUUCUCGUCUCCUAUUUUUAUUAUUCAAAGCACGCACUCUGGUGUGUCAUUUGAUGGAGGUCUGAACGUGUUUGCUGCAGAUUAAUUAUAUUGCCUCAUUGAACCAUGAGGAGACCCGAUUAGCUGUGGCCUGCGAGAGGGCGUUCCUCACAGAACUGGACGGUUCUUGCCGCACUCCAAUUGCUGGGUAUGCUUACAAGGACGCUGAGGGAUACUGCGUCUUCAGAGGCCUGGUUGCUUCACCGGACGGAACCCGGGGUAAUUAAAUCACGUGACUAUGUAACAAUUUAACCAGGUUUUCAUCUUGGAUCUGGGAAAUUAUAUAUCACUCCUUCUCAUGUUGGCCCCCCCUACUGUUUCUAUUUUCAGUGCUUGAAACCUCGAGGAGAGGUCCUUAUUCUCUUGAUGAUAUGCUUUUGAUGGGCAAAGAUGCUGGGAAGGAGUUGAUUGCCACCGGCGGUCCUGAUUUCUUCAGGUGGUAG